GAGGCCGUGGAGAAACUAUUUACCUUCCGAGAUCGGUACUUCAUUGAGCAUGAUAUUACGAGAGCGGUCCACAAGGAUGAAGACAUUGCAAAGCAGCUAGAAAUCACAAAGGAUUACAUGAAAAAUGUGAAAUACAAGUGUGAAGUCUUGCCAAGAGCAGAGAUGCUCUAUUUGGAAGGAAAAGCCCUAAACGUGACUUCCUCCCACAAUCCUGAGGCACAAGAUGCACUGGCAAAAGCAGUCAAACUAAAUCCACGUCUUGUCGAAGCAUGGAAUCAGCUAGGGGAGUGCUAUUGGAAGCAGGGAGACAUGCAAGGUGCCCAUAACUGCUUCACAGGAGCACUGAGCCAGCAAAAGAAUAAGGUUUCGCUCCGAAACCUGUCCAUGGUAUUGCGGCAGCAGAGGAAAACACCUGAUGAGAAACUUCGUAAUAUUCAGGAGAGUGUGAGCAAGGCCAGAGAUGCAGUUCAGAUGGAUAUUGCCGAUGGAACAUCUUGGAGUGUGUUAGGAAAUGCGUACUUGUCAUUGUUUUUCUCAACAAAUCAGGAUUCAAGGAUUCUCAAGCAGUGCAUGCAAGCAUACAGUCAAGCAGAGAAAGAUCCAGUGGCAAACUGCAACCCAGAUCUCCAUCAUAACAGAGCAGUGAUGCUGCAGUAUGAGGAGGAUUACGAGGCAUCCAUACGCGGCUACCAGCGGGCCCACGACCUCGAUCCCCUUUGGCCAGAACCACAAACAAAGCUACAGAGUUUGCUCGACUACCUGAGCAAGGUCACAGAGCUAGUGGAGCAGAAGGGAAGAUUGAAAGGGAAGAAACUACAGCAGUUGCUUCGGUCGAUGAAUGCUCAGAAGGAUCUGGGACCAUACAGUGGCAGCACAUACACCUCUGGCACGGGUGCCUCUGUCAAGCUGUCCCACGUCCCCCUCAAGCAGCUGAAUAAGGGGUUAAACUCAGGGAAGGUCAUUCUGGGCAGAGUUGUUUGCAGCGUGUCAUCGGGGAAUAACGUACCAUUCACCUUUUGCAUGGUGGACAGCGAUGCAACAUGCUUCUCUGUGACCUUGUAUAACCUUGCAGCCGGUCAGGGAGUCAUCAUCGGUGACUCCGUGGCAAUUCCCGAGCCGAUUCUCAGCAACGUGGACGUCGAGUUUAACAGCAAGAAGUAUCAUUUCUGGAACGUUAGAGUGGAAAGUCCAGUCGUGCUCGCCGUGAAUGGAAAGAUGCUGAGCAAAGAUAAGCUUGCUGCUCCUGUGUUUUCUGUCAGCAUACUAAAGGAGUAACUCGUGGCAGACGUGGAAACAAUUCAACUCAAAUUGAAAUUAACGAUAGCUUGAAUAUAGUUAAAUGUCUUUCUUAAAUAUAUUAGUCUUUGGGGGGGGGCAAUGUGGGUACAAUAUUCACACACAAAUAUGGUAGGGCCAGUAUAGUGUAUGACAUACGUUGUAUAUAUUGUACAUACAUUCACGUGCAUUGUAUUGUACAUACAUUUCUAAGAGUCGUGUGUACUUGUGUAUUUAUAGUUGUUUGCAUGUAGUUUGUAGUCAAUGUCACGUGCAGUCGACGCCAGUGUUAAUGUCACAGUUAAAUUGACAGUUAAAUUCACAGUUUAAUUAAUGUCACACGUUAAAUUGACUACGUCACGAAUUUUUUAUGGUAAAAUUUGUAAAAAAAAUUGUUGCCAUUUUUUU
Molecule: messenger RNA, 1683 nt
Organism: Priapulus caudatus
Lineage: Eukaryota; Metazoa; Priapulida; Priapulimorpha; Priapulimorphida; Priapulidae
Product: tetratricopeptide repeat protein 5-like
Molecular function (GO): protein binding
Source: RefSeq, a predicted model, not a curated record